Messenger RNA from Macrobrachium nipponense, 2264 nucleotides. RefSeq lists its product as uncharacterized. The transcript is spliced from 3 exons. The record is from RefSeq and is a predicted model, not a curated record. The coding region runs from base 477 to 1460 and encodes 327 amino acids. NCBI's taxonomy places the organism in Eukaryota, Metazoa, Arthropoda, Malacostraca, Decapoda, Palaemonidae.
GAUUCAUGUGACGACAACAUUAAAGUCACUUACAAUGGCAACGUAAAUAAACAUUAGAAUAUUGAAAAAAAUAUAUAUAAACGGCAACGAAAACAAUUGUAAAUGAUUCGCAAAAACAAACAUUUGACGCAUAAAAAAAUAUAAACUACGUAAAAAGGAGCGAAAACUGGUUCGAAGAGUAGACUAUACGUGUAUCAACGAAGUCCUUUGUAAAGAGUAACAAACAAUUUUAAAUGAUCUGUAAAUAAACAAUUAAAGUAAAAGAUUAGAUCAAAUUUGCCAAUCGACGAUAUCAUAUACUUCUCAACCAGAGCUGUAAAACGUUAGGGGAAAAACCGUUUUCUGAGGGCGUUAAUCGUUUACUGAACAGGUCGACCCCCUCCCAGGAAUCAGCUGAGCGGUGACGGGUGGGAUCCUAGACGUAUCCUUCAGAAUACCGUCGCUCAAAGACGCGCUAACGGUUGUUUCAAGUCAAUAUGAUCCUACUGACGGCGCAAGCGCUGCUCACGCUGCUUUUCCAUCUAGCCCAAGCAGGAUCCCAAGGAACCAAAGCAAGCAGGCAACGGCAUUUCGGACCAUAUGGUCGAUACACUACCCUUGGCGACUUCGUUACGAGCGGCUAUGGUACUAUAGUAUACAACACCGAGGACCAGCAACACAACACCCGCGUCUUCUCAGACAGCGUUAGGAACCACGACGACCAAAACAAUGAGAACGACUACAAUCUACGAGGCGUCUACAGAAACCACAACUACGACACGAACCAUGACAUCGACAACGACCCCUAUUAUGACGAUUACGACCACGACCAGAAUGGCAGUGCCAAAGGCAACCUUGAUUUGGGUGGAAGUCUGAUCAACAACGUAAACCGUCAUCAACACCAACAGCGGUUUAACGGUUACGCCCCCUCUCAAACCAAAGCCUUCAACGGCUUCGGCUUUGACCUAAACCCUCGGCCUAGCACCAACACCGCCCCAAGAGGACAAAGGGACAGGGGUCUAUUCGAUAACGAUAAAAACAACGGACCGAAUUCCCAUAAACUUGAACAAUUAAUAAGACUUUAUCAGGAGAACCCAACCGAAUUCGAGCAGCGACUGGGGAUGGCAGACAUUGCAGGGGUUCUGCUCUCAGAACUGGGCGGGAAUCGGCGGAGUGGUGGAGGGAUGUUUGGGAAUAGCUUCGGAAAGAUGAGUCUAGACGUGUACAGCAUCUUCGCCAUAGGAAUGUUCGGGGCUUUUAUCGCCUACAUCGUCUACUUCUUCAUAUCUGUGGAAGGUGGUGGUGGUGGGGGAGGAGGGGGCCGCCAUGACAUCUCCAGAGAGGGAGGACGAGGAGAAGUGUUGUUGGAGAUUCUCAAUGACGUCACCAAUGCGUUCGCGCGAUGGGCAGUGUUUGAAAAUCUACCACACGUUCGUGCUAACAGAACGGAGGCAGAGGAGGAGCCGACGAAGGAAUCUUGAAUUUAACUGAGUUGUGGUGUUUCUUAAAAAAAAAAAAAAAAAAAUGCAUUUUUAGGAACGUUUUUUCCCAAGCUUUUCUUCUGUCUUUGUGGAUACGAAGUUCCUGUACCUGGGCUGACAAAUUACUGGAAGCCAGCAACGAAAAAAAUAAGCUAAUGGUUCUCACCCCUCUUCUAUACACACACACACACACACACACACAAGUUCACUGUAUCUUUAAAUGAAUAAAAAAAAAAACUUUAAGUCAAAUGAAAAUAACUUUGAACAAAGGUUCUAUAUACUCGUACUCUUAUCAUGACUUAAGCCUUGACUAUGGAGUUACCACAGGUUACUUCUAAGGCACACUCAGGUGAAUUUUUACAAUGUUCCCGUCUAGCUACAAAUUCUACAUAGCUUUAACGUCUAUCUUUUUUUAACUCUCUCUCUCUCUCCCUCUCAAUAUCCUCCUAAGUUAAAUGGGCAUUAAUUACAAUAUAUUUUCUCGCUUAUUCCUUCAGCUCCAUUUACUGAUUUGUUAGUCUUUGUUAUUAACUUUACUCACAUUUGGGCUCUCCUUUACUCUGAGGAAGCCUGCUUUGCAAGGAAAAUGCCUUUUAAGAUUUUUCAAAGAGAAUGUUUGCAUAUUCUAAAAUAAAAAAAACAAUGUACUCUUCACUUUUAUGGAUUAUAAGUUCUCUCAAUAUAUAAAUGGAACUCAGAGUUUAAAGUAUUCUCAAAAUCUUACAUUGAAAAGAAGUGUAAAGCAAUAAUAUGUAACUGUCUGUAUAUGGAUUACUUUAUUUAUAAAUAAAGUCCUUUUUCUUA